AUAGAUGUCGCUUUAUAACGCGUCGAUAAUUACCAACACAGUAGUUGAAAACUACAUUAUCGACAUAUAUAUAUAUAUAUACUUGCAUACGUAAUGCAACGCACUCUAUAUUACGUAUACAGAAACUUAAAAUUACUAAAAAGAAUAAAUGUCGUAUUGCGUUUAUUAAAACGAUUGUUCGAUUUAAUUUUGCAAAAUGUAUAUAUUCACUCGAUAAAAACGAAAAGUCGAAAUUUACUAAUAUCUAAAAUCGAGCGAUUAUUUGUGGAAAUAAAAUUAAGUGGGCAAAGUUUUAAUUUCAUGUUUUUUCGAUAAUAUUUUUUGGAAAUUUAAGAAUCAGUUUAAAAAUAAAAAUGGCUAGCAUUCGUUAAAUACGCAUAUCGACAAAUUUCGAUGCCUGGUAAUUAACUAUGUUUGCUUCAUACAGAAAUUCUGAUUUUCAGGUCACCUCUAUUAAAGAAAAGUAGUUAUCUAAGGCGGUCACAUUUGCCUAUAUAUAAGGUGAAUUGAUCCAAAGUAGUCAACUUGUAUAAAAAAAAAAAAGAGAGAGAAAGAAAAAGAAAAAAAAAGAAAAAGAUGUUUAAGCUUCACUUUCACGACUGUGGUUUUAUUAUCCUCAAGACAACACGACGGAGUUAACUAAUAAAGAUGACGCAUCAGAAUUAUUUCGAAAGAUCAUCAUUUUUGAAUUUUUUCUUCAGGAUCAUCAAUGUCCUCAUUUUGAAAUGGAAUGUAUAUGAAAUCUUAGAAUAAGACGGAACUCUUAUAUUCUAGAGCUCGUAUUACGAAAGAAUCGUCGUUAAUAAAUCGUAUCAAUAUAUACGAUAUCUUACACAGAAUUUCAAAUUACGUUUUAAUUACUUAAAGAAAUUUUGUCUAGGUUAAAAAAUUAUUUUAACGCGUUCGCAUUAAACGCUUCUUACGAAACAUAUUAUUUCUUUUUUUAAUUUAUAGAACGCGAAGUAUCGAUUCGAGAAGGAAGUAUAACGAUGACCGGUGACGGCAAUUUAUUAUGUAGCAGGAAGUUUAGUUCGCUAAUGAAAAAUCUUAACCGAAGCGGAAAACUGAAAAUAAAGAGUACGCUCUGACGCAUGCACUCAGAUAAGUAUCUUCUUCAUUGUCGGUACAAAUACAAGUUUAUACGAUUAUCAGCGGAUAUUGCGGAAAUAUGGUAUGCCUUUGUAAAACUAUCCAAUGUACAAUGGUACGAGUAAAAAGGGUGAUGAGAGAAGAUGGUGAAGGACGGAGGAGAGGGAGUGAACAAGUUUUGUUUGUUGCUUUACUUUAUUAAUUAUAAGAUGGAGGCAUAGUUUCCUACAGCGUCCCACUUUGCAACACUUUCACUCUUCAACAGUUACGUUACAUCCAGCGCAGCAACGCAGCACCGAUGAGGAGCUCCCUCCCGGCAAGGGAACAACUAUCCUCUCGAUAACUGCUUAUUUGAAGAACUCAAACAGAGAAUCGGUAUCGUGUUUGACACGCGAUACUACUUCGAUUUCUACGAAACUCUCUGCUAAUAGAAAUUAUGCAAUCAUACGAUAUCUCCAUAUCCAUUUUCUCUGCCGACACGUAUAUGAUAAACUAAUCAUUGUCUUUGAUAUGUUUUAGAGAUUAUCUUUUUUAUUUCCUUUUUUCACUAUAUAUAUAUAUAUUUUUAUAAAGGCCAUAAACGACAAUCAUCCACGACGUUUAUAUCUUUUUUUUUAAAUACUUUAAUGGUUGUUUAUAUCCAGGAAAUAUAUUUCAUUCCUUUUACGUAAUAUAUAUAUAUAUAUAUAUAUAUAUAUAUAUAUAUACGUAUGUGUGUGUAUGUGUUUUGAUAUUGUCGAUAAUCAUCAUCCGUUGUAAAUGAAAAUCUUAAAAAAAUAUGAAGAUUCUCUUUCCAUCAUAUUCGAAACUCCUCGUAGUUAUUUGUACCUCUUACGGCAACGUAAGUGAAAGUUGCCAAGUGGGACACGCGUCUUGAAUCUUGACGGCACUUGAACGUUCGCCAAAUCCUUCUCGCUUAGUUUCUCUGCCGCCUGCGCGAACGUUGAUCUUUUGACAAAAUUAAUAAAGGCACACAUUUUACUCAGUCAAACCUCAACGAUGCCAAUCUUUCUCUGUCUCUGUCUAUCUUUUUCUCACUCUCUUUCUAAAUCUUGUUUAUUCUUUACGAUGACGUUAUUAGAUGAAACGAUUUCGUAAAGCAAUUAUUCAUUUUUCCAAAGAAAAUUAACCUCUCUCUCUCUCUCUCUCUCUCUCUCUCUGUCUGUCUCAUUAAAAGUAGAUACCUACUAAUAAACGACGUACAUACUUACAUGUCUGUAUGAUGAGAGAUACGCAAGAACGCGUGAGAAACAGAGUGAAGGAUCAUCGAUGAUUCUCGAGAGGUCGAUUUCGUAUACGUCUUACGCAAUAUACAAGAAGUUUCCAGUGCAGAAGCUUUUGCAACCGAAGUAUCUACUAGGUCAUCCCAUUUAACUGGUUUACUAGAUCUCAAAAGAUUUCAUAAGAAACAGCGAACACGAACGGCCGUUAAGAAAAAGAACAAUGCUCGCUCUUACACGCACUAGCCAGACAUGUCAUCGCCAACGAGUUAGCGUCCAACGAACGACCUUGAAGGCCUGGUAAUCAUUUGAAAGAAGAUACAAAUCUAACCCGAGCGCUAGCAUUCAGUUUUUGCGGAUUGAAAUCUCCCUUACCGGAUCAUCAUGUGGUCCCUCAAAUUGGUAAUAAUCCUGGCGACAAUCGUCUUCGUCACGAGUUAUGCCAAAGAGGAAACGACCAAGAAUCGAGACAAGAGACAACAGAUACCUUAUCAUGCUAGAAGGGGUGCUAGACCACCGCCUUAUGCCGUUCAAAUGGAACCAAUCGUUCAAUAUUCUCAACGAGAUCCUCUCUAUAAUCCUUUGAUAAAUUCGAAGAGCGACGAUCUUGGUAUAUACGAAGAGAAUCCAUCGAGUUAUUAUCAAUCGGAACCAGAGCCAAUUAUUGAGAUUAUCAUUAAAGAAUCCAACGAGUCUUUGCCAACUCCGGUACCACCUCCGACUCCACCGCCGUCGAGACCAACGAAAGAACCAAUACAAGUUUAUUACGUAAAGUAUGAAAAGAAAGGAGGCUAUGGAGAGAAAUCUCGAGUCGUCUACGAUCCACCCGUACGUGCUUUGACACCGGUAGAAGAACACGAAGAAAUCAAACCCAAGCAUCAUAAGGAAGAACCUAUUCAACCGGUAACUCCAUCACCUCCAGAACCAUCGACAACUUUAAGAGCUAUCAUUCGACCGGACAGCGAGACUUAUCAUUCCGGUGGUAGCGGAAUCCGUGUUACCUUUGGAACGGAACAAUUACCACCUAACAAUCAUAACAAACGUAAUGACAUUGAAGCUCCGGUUUCUACUCAAGUUACAAAACCUCAUUCUCUUGGUUCUGUUGCACCUGGUACACCUAAACGACAACAUGGUCCUUAUCAGCCUUUACAGCCUGUACAGCAAAGAGUACCACCUGCAUUUCCACAGCAAAGAGUCGUUAAUUCUUUUCAACCACCGCUAUCUUUAAUUCCACAACAACAGAUUCAACAGCAACAACAGCAGUUACCUUUAAAGUUUCUACCACAACGACAGCAACAAUUCCCACCUGCUUUAUCAGUGAGAAAUCAAUUGCAAAGACCACAGCAACCAUCGUUACCAAUUCAGGGUUUGCCUGAUCUAUCGCAACGAACACCGUCCACUGCUUUCGGUCCUCCUCAUCGUAUUAGUAUAAAUCAUCCUCAACAGCCAGGACUUCCACCGACGCUAUCGGUUUCUCAUCAAAGCGUGCAAUUACAAAAUCAACCGCUUGGACCUAUUCAACCUAAUUUCAACGUGGAACGAAAACAACCUCAGCAACAGCAACAACAACAACAACAACAACAGCAACAACCUCCGAUAUUUUCGCAACAAGAACAAGAGAAGCAACGAUAUCACGAACAGCGACGUCAGCAAGAGGCAUUGAAGCAACGCGAACAUCAACGGCAACGCGAACAGCAAAGACUUCAGGAACAUCGUAGACUCGUAGAACUACAGCGACAAUUCGAUCAACAGAGGCAUAUAGAACAGCAAAGACAAGUGGAACAACAACAGAGACAAGUGGAACAGCAAAGAUUGGCGGAUCAACAGAGACUCGUUGAACAACAGAGAUACGCGGAACAACAAAGAUUGACGGAACAACAGAGACUUGCGGAAGAACAGAGACUGGUGGAACAGCAGAGAUUGGCUGUUGAACAGCAAAGGCUACAGGAACGUCAAAGAUUGCAUGAACAGCAUCGAAUUCAGGAACAAAGAAGACGUAAACAAGAACACGAACAAAGACUCUUGCAAGAGCAACAAUAUCGUACAUCUUUGAAAUAUAAUCAGGCUAUUCCUCCGCAAGGUGGUAUUCCAGGUCAACCUCCAUUACCUAUUCAAAAGCCAGAAGGAGAAAUCUUUAAGGCCGUGCCAAAGUUGGAACAACAUUAUGCGAUCAGAGAGAAUCCGUUACAUCCAGGCCCGUUCCCACCGAAUCCAGUACAAUUAUCGUCUUUUCCAGAAAGUUCGUUGAAUCAGUACCAGGCAACGCAUCAGUUAAACACUUUACAAGAUUCCCGACAAAUCGUAGGAGGUCAAUCGAAUCGAAUUUUGAACGACGAAGUACCACGACAGUUACAACAACAAAUUGAAAAUCAACAAGUUCCCUCGAGUCAUCGACAUUUAACGUUUAACCCAGAUUCGCUAGGACAUCAACAGACGCAGCUAUCUUUGACACCAUCCAUAAACACUCAACAACAACAACAACAACAACAACAACAACAACAGCAACAUCGUCAAAGAGAGCAACAAUCUUUCUGGGGACGUUCACCCUCUCAAAACAACGAUAUACAAAAAUCCCAAACAAUUUACGCAACACCAGUUAGUAUCCCUUCUGAAUUCGGAUCACCUACCGGCAGGACAUCCUACAGGAAUACUCCAUUUUCUAGCAGUAGCACGACAACGACGACAACGACUACUACGACCACAACUACCACCGAAGCACCGACGACAACUACUCUAUCACCGAAAAACGAAGCGAAGAUCAAAGAGAACAUCGCAAAUUUACCGGACGAAGUACCAGACGAUAUAAGGGAACAACUUUUGAGUUCCGGUAUUUUGGGUAACGCUGACAUACAAAUACUUGAUUACGACAAGGUCGGUGGCAUACCAAUCGAGAAACUACCGCCCGAGGCAUUGGCAAAUUUCUACGGUGCUGGAGGUGCUUCCGCAGUGGCAGCGAGCGAGCCGAUACCGUCUAUCAUUAAAAAACCUGAGAUUUCAUUGUCCAACGAAGACAGCGUUUCUGCUGGUACCUCUCAAAGCGUUACUUCUUUAUCGAAAUACGAACCGCCUAAUAAGGAAAUGAUGGAGAGCACGAUCAUGGGAAGAACCAAGAUCGAGCAGGCCACUUUGAGGCCAGGUGGUGUAGAGAUGAAAGUAGUACGGUUCGAUCCAAGUACGGAGCAAGGCCGAGCAGUGGCCGAGCAACAUAUACGACCUGACGCGACCAGACUCGAACCGGUCACUAUAGGUCCGGAAAAUCACGACCAAUACAAUCGUUAUUUGCCGCUUAAAGUAAGCGGUGCUUCGUUUCCUAUACCAGAUGUACCCGAUCUAAAAGAUCGAAAAAUAACGAGCGUGGUCGUACUCGCGCCGGUUGAUUAUCGUUUUCAGGAAAAGGAUAAAGGUCUCGAAACUAGAGAGGACAGAAAGAUCGAUGACAUACAGGCUGUUAAAUUUUUAGCCGGCGAUACGCUCAAACAACUCGUUAAAAAGCCUACUCUAGAUAAUUAUAAAAAGUGGUUGGAACAGGAAACUCGUACCGAACCUCAAAGACAAUCUGUUGUAUUAUUAAUCACCAUGCCGUCCAAUGAUCAAAGUAAAAACGACAAGGAGAUAUUCAUGUACGAUGUCAAUUCGCAAUCGGUUAGCAAAAUGUCUGGGGAUUUAUCGACGGCCUUUGUCGAUGCUGCCGAAAGCAACUCCGACAGUACCGAUGAUUUUACUGGAUUUUAAACGAUCGAUCGUGAUUAAUCAUCUCUCUAACGAUUAUAUCAUUAUUUAACGUCUUUGAUUAGGAUCUAAUCUCGGAGUCUAAUCGAUUAAUAUCAUCGACCGCAUUGAGAUUUGUCAAUAUUUUUUGUACCUUCUAUUUCGUUCUUUUUCUUUUCUUUUUUCUCUUUUUAUUAUUAUUAUUAUUAUUAUUAUUAUUAUUAUUAUUAUUAUUAUUAUUAUUAUUAUUAUUAUUAUUAUUAUUAUUAUUCUCUACACGUAUCAUAUACAAUCGUAAUAACGUAUGUAUAUGUGCAUGUACAUAUGAGAGAGCAAGAGGGAACUAUCGAAUCGAGGAUGAUGAUUUCAUGCGGAUAACGAAGCAAAAGCGAAAGUCCUGUAAGCUAGAAAUAGAAAACGUAAGGAAAGUUUACACGUGAGGAAUACACGGCACCUAGCAACGGCCAUUUCUCGGAAUGACGAAUCACCAUGUCGAGAAAUAUAUGUUUAUUAAAAGGAAAAAAGGAAAAAAAAAAGAUCACACAAAAGAGAAACAAAACAAAAGAAGAAAAAAAAUCAAACACCCUCCCAAACAAAAAGAAAACAAAACAAAAAAAAACAGGGACACUGCAAGAUAUUUCACAUGGAAAAACACUGAUAAAACAACAUGGAAUAUGACAUGAGGAUGAUGAUGAUGAUGACGACUACGACGACGCUGAUGAUGAUGAUGAUGAUGAUGAUGAUGAUGAUGAUGAUGAUGAUGAUGAUGAUGAUGAUGAUGAUGAUGAUGAUGAUGAUGAUGAUGAUGAUGAUGAUGACGAUGAUGAGAGUACAUACUUCUUGUAGAUAUAUUAACGAUGUAUGAUUAUGUAUAUAACGCAGAUCUUUUUUUACAUUUUUAUACGAAAUAAACGCAAUCCUUUUGUACGUGGAUAUUGUUAACUUUCUGUGAAUUCUACGAAAGGAUCGAACGAAAGUGAGAUCUUCUCACGUGCGCACACAUUCAAACACCCACACAAGCACGCAUACAGACACACUACCACCAUUUCCCGUCCCACCUUCCCUCUCUCCCUUCCUCCUUCUUCUUCGAUAUAGGUGAAUGGAUUCAUUUGAAAUUCUAUGAAAUCGCAUAGGAAUAUUGCAAGCAAUUCACUUCUAUUUUCUACGAGUUCAACUCGUCUUGGCUCGUGAACUUGACGAAUAAAGAAAUAGGCUAUCUUCAUUAAACUUUCAUCGUUUCUACGUCGGAAUACACGUUACAUGAUUGAUAAAAAGAAUUUAUAAUAAUAAUAGUAAUAAUAAUAAUAAUAACGAUACUAAUAAUAAUAAUGAUAGUAAUAAUAAUAAUAAUAAUAAUAAUAAUAAUAAUAAUAAUAAUACAAUUAACAGAAUAGUAACAGUAAUAAAAAAAUCAUGAUAGAAAGUUUUAAUUUCUCACGCUUUUAAAAAUGCCAUGACGCUAGUCAAAUUGAAUGAAUCGAUACUUACGAAUGAAAUAUCGAUUGAGAUCGAGAUUGUGAUCUAUUGAAGAAAUUAUCAUAAUAAUAAUAAUAGUAAUAGUAAUAAGAAUAAUAAUAAUAAUAAUAAUACAAACUACAGUGCGUAGUAGUAAUAGUAGUAAUAGUAGUUGUAAUGUAGUAUUGUAGCAAUAAUAGUAAUAGUAUUAAAGUAGUAGUAAUAAUAGUAGUGGUAGUACUAGUAUUAAAAAAA
Molecule: messenger RNA, 7727 nt
Organism: Vespula vulgaris
Lineage: Eukaryota; Metazoa; Arthropoda; Insecta; Hymenoptera; Vespidae
Product: mediator of RNA polymerase II transcription subunit 12-like
Exons: 5
Coding region: 2694-6041 (1115 amino acids)
Source: RefSeq, a predicted model, not a curated record